ACUUUUAUAUGCUCUUAAUUUUUUCCCGUUAUGCGCAAGUAUCGUCGAUUAGAUAAUUUCCAUAAUAGGCAGUUUCUCGUACAAUGAUAGUGCCAUAAACGGUCUUGUUUUUAAUUUUUUUCCCAAAUUUCGGAUUUUUUCGUUUUUAAGCCACUCUGCCGUAGGAUGUCGAAGUUCAACUCCCCAUUCCGAAGGCCGUGGAUGGCGGAGCAGGGGGCGGCGGCUGCCCCCGCCGGUAACACAGGAGUGAAGGGGAUCAUCGCCGGCGGCAUCACGGGCGGCAUCGAGAUAUGCAUAACGUUCCCGACCGAGUACGUCAAGACCCAGCUGCAGCUCGACGAGAAGGGCGGCCAGAAGCAGUACGCCGGCAUAUGGGACUGCUGCAAGAAAACGGUGAAGGGUCACGGAUUUUUCGGGCUCUAUCGCGGACUGAGCGUCCUGCUGUACGGAUCGAUUCCGAAGAGCGCGGUGAGGUUUGGGGCCUUCGAGGCGUUUAAGAACCGCAUGAAGGACGACAAGGGAAAUCUGUCGCCGGUCGGGCGGCUGCUGUGCGGUCUCGGGGCCGGUGUAGCCGAAGCAAUAUUCGCCGUAACUCCCAUGGAGACGGUCAAAGUGAAGUUCAUCAACGACCAGCGGAGCGCACAGCCCCGAUUCAAGGGCUUCUUUCACGGGGUGGGGAUGAUAGUUAAAGAGCAGGGGAUCGGAGGCGUCUACAAAGGUCUCACUGCCACGAUCAUCAAGCAGGGCUCGAAUCAGGCCAUUCGUUUCUUCGUCAUGGAAACUCUCAAGGACAAAUACCGAGGGGGGGACCCUAAGAAGACGGUCCCUAAACUCGUGGUGGGCGCUUUCGGUGCCGUUGCAGGUGCCGCGUCAGUUUUCGGUAACACCCCUGUGGACGUGGUAAAAACACGCAUGCAGGGGCUGGAGGCCCACAAGUACAAGAAUACUCUCGACUGUGCCAUGCAAAUCUGGAAAAACGAGGGGCCCGCCGCAUUUUACAAGGGAACAGUACCGCGGUUGAGCCGGGUCUGUCUAGAUGUCGCUAUCACUUUCAUGAUAUACGACAGUUUCAUGGAGGUUUUUAAUAAAGUAUGGCCUUAGGUUUUUAGAUAUAAUCGGUGACUGAUAUAGCUAUAAGUAAUUGAAGUAAAUGUGAAAUGUUUAUUGUUAAAGAUGUUGUAGCAUUUUUUAUUUUUGUUAAAACGAAAAUCCUUUAUGCUU
This is a messenger RNA of Photinus pyralis (common eastern firefly), 1221 nucleotides long. Its product is annotated as putative tricarboxylate transport protein, mitochondrial. Lineage: Eukaryota; Metazoa; Arthropoda; Insecta; Coleoptera; Lampyridae. The record is from RefSeq and is a predicted model, not a curated record. Gene Ontology annotation, biological process: mitochondrial citrate transmembrane transport. The coding region runs from base 166 to 1101 and encodes 311 amino acids. The transcript is spliced from 4 exons.